UUACCCGCCCUCCCAGGUUCAGGGCAUCAGGAGGAGGAGGAGGAGGAGGAGGCGCUGCUGCUGCUGCUGCUGUUUCGGCGCCGGCGGCCGCUCAACUGCACAGGACUUGCAAUCUGGUUCGGGAAAAGCCGGUGAUGUCCGACUGCACUUGAUCCGUGAACCCGGGCCCCGAGCAAAGCGUGUGGGGGGCGUCCCGGAGGGAGGUGUUGGGGGCUGCAGCAGUGUGUACACCAUCCAACGAUCUAGCAAAGGUUCAAGAAGUAGCAAGCUGGCUAUUGGAAAUGAACCAGGAAUUGCUGUCUGGGGGCAGCAAGAGGCGUCGAACUGGAGGAUCCCUCCGAGGUAAUGCCUCCUUAAGUCAUGGAGAGGAAGAGCAAAUGAACAGAGUAGUGGAGGAACAAGAGGAGCACUGUGUGAGGAAUGCUGAUGGAAGUGGAGCUGAAGCUAGCAGUAGUACCAAUAAUGAAUCCCAGGUUGAUGGAGGGGAAGGUGAUGAGGAGGAGGAAGAGGAGGAGGAGGAAGAAGAAGAAAACAACAACAGAGUUAUAGCAGAGGAUGAGGAGGAUGGUAGAAACAAAGAGGAACAAGAGGAUGGUGAGGAAGAGGAAGAAAUGGACCAAGAAAGCGAUGACUUUGAACAAUCUGACAGCAGUAGAGAAGAAGACAGCACAAAUGGAAAUGAUGUAACUGAUCCAAAUUACAAUGUUGAUAUUAGCACACAGCAGCCCCUGCCACUGCUGAAGAAUCAGAUGAAGAGAAAAUUGGACCCUGGCCCCGAGGUCCGGUCUUUCUCUUCAGGGAAGAAACCUUGCAAAGGCUCAGAGUACAAAAGCAGCACGCCAGGGCUAGUUCCAUGUUCAGCAACACCAACCACCUUUGGGGACCUGAGAGCUGCAAAUGGGCAAGGGCAGCAGCGGCGCCGGAUCACAUCGGUCCAGCCUCCUCCAGAACUCCAGGACUGGCUGAGAACUUUUCAGAGUUGGAGCGGACCAGAAAGAUUACUUGCAUUAGAUGAAUUAAUUGACAGCUGCGAACCAACGCAAGUGAAACACAUGAUGCAAGUUAUUGAACCCCAGUUCCAGCGAGAUUUUAUAUCACUUCUCCCAAAAGAGCUGGCGCUGUAUGUUCUCUCAUUCCUGGAGCCUAAGGACCUGCUGCAAGCAGCCCAAACCUGCCGCUACUGGAGGAUACUGGCUGAAGAUAACCUGCUUUGGAGAGAAAAGUGCAAAGAGGAAGGAAUUGAUGAACCUGUAUACAUCAAAAGGAGGAAAGUGGUCAAACCAGGUUUUGCUCACAGCCCUUGGAAAAGCGCCUACAUUCGACAGCACAGAAUAGACACUAACUGGCGUUGCGGAGAUCUAAAAACGCCCAAGCAGGUGCUGAAAGGUCAUGAUGAUCACGUGAUCACGUGCCUGCAGUUCUGUGGUAACCGAAUUGUCAGUGGGUCUGAUGACAACACUCUGAAAGUAUGGUCGGCAGUUACAGGAAAGUGUUUAAGGACAUUAGUAGGACAUACGGGUGGUGUCUGGUCAUCCCAAAUGAGGGGCAAUAUCAUCAUCAGUGGAUCAACAGACCGAACAUUGAAAGUUUGGAAUGCUGAUUCUGGGGAAUGUAUUCACACACUAUAUGGCCAUACCUCGACUGUGCGCUGCAUGCACCUCCAUGAAAACAGGGUUGUGAGCGGGUCUAGAGAUGCUACUCUUCGUGUCUGGGACAUUGAAUCAGGACAGUGUUUACAUGUGUUAAUGGGUCACGUAGCAGCAGUGCGAUGUGUCCAAUACGAUGGCCGAAGAGUUGUCAGUGGAGCGUAUGAUUUCAUGGUUAAGGUGUGGGACCCAGAAACGGAAACCUGUCUACAUACACUACAGGGACACACCAAUCGGGUCUAUUCAUUGCAGUUUGAUGGUAUCCAUGUAGUAAGUGGUUCACUUGAUACCUCUAUUCGUGUAUGGGAUGUGGAAACUGGGAAUUGUAUUCACACGUUAACAGGACACCAGUCAUUAACAAGUGGAAUGGAACUCAAGGACAAUAUCCUAGUCUCUGGAAAUGCAGAUUCCACAGUAAAAAUCUGGGACAUCAAAACAGGACAGUGUUUACAAACGUUACAAGGGCCGAACAAGCAUCAGAGUGCUGUGACUUGCCUGCAGUUCAACAAGAACUUUGUGAUAACUAGCUCAGAUGAUGGGACUGUCAAGCUGUGGGACUUGAAAACGGGCGAGUUCAUUCGGAAUUUGGUUACACUGGAAAGUGGGGGCAGUGGAGGCGUUGUGUGGCGAAUUAGAGCAUCGAACACAAAGCUUGUUUGCGCAGUGGGAAGCAGAAAUGGGACUGAGGAAACAAAGCUGCUUGUUCUGGACUUCGACGUGGACAUGAAGUGAAGGAGUGGAAUAGGAAUUUGUCUAACUGUGUUAAGUCAGUGUAAACCGCCUGGUGUUGGUGGGUGCACGAUGUUGGCUCGGGGCAACAGGCUGCACGAUGAAGACGCAGAGACCUACAGAUUGCUGGGAAAGGGAGUAAGGGAUGACACAUUAUAACUGACAGAAUCUGACUUGGUCGGAUGUCGUGUUAUAUCUGACUUCCCUUUUGACUCUGGGCAGCUUUGCACAGAAAGACUUGCGAUACAAAAGCCUAGUGCAAUUAUUAUUUUUUUAAUGAUUAUCAGCAGCCAACUCUCAGCAGCAAGGCAUAAAAAAAUUAUUUGAAAACUUAUGUUUUAAACAAGCUGCUUAACAGGGCCAAGAACUGGUUCUCUUAAAGACUUGGGUUAUGUCUGCCUCAGUUUUGUCCUUCCAGGUUUCAAUAUUUGGAACCUUACUGUGAAUUUUGUACAAUUUAUAUAUAUAAAAUAUAUAUAUAUAAAAAAAGCCUAAUGUUGCCAACAAUCGGUCACAGUAUUAACAUGUAUUUCUCUAUUUAUUCACUACUGCUUCCAGAUUCUUUUUAAUGAGGCUUAUGUAGUUCUUCAGAGGCAAACUAUCCCGAGUGAUCUGAAUACUUAAGAAUUCAAAAGCUGGAAGAGUUCUCAAGGCUGGUAUUGAAAUGGGUCUUUGAGCUUGUUAAAAGUUAUCCCAUCCCUGUACUGUAUUCCCAGUGGCCAAAUAACUUGCUGCUAAGUCUUCUAUUGUGACGUUUCAUAUCCAGACUCCAGUUCUAAAUUUGAUCUGGUCUGGAUUAUUUUGAGUUUUNAAAAAAGGCAUUUGCCACUGAAACUUGAGCCAACUGUGCCUCUGAGAGGCUGGAAGAAGAAAGGAGAUGCAGAACGGCAGAGUGUGAGUGCUUGGAAGAAGGAAAUAGAGAAGUGUUAUGUGCUACAUUGGAAUGUUUUUUUGUUUCAGAAUGAAGUUAAACACAUUCCUUUAGAUGGGAGCUCUUUCAGCCUCUGUUGUGGGGAAUUUCAUUGUGAGGACUACGGUGGAACAAACAAAAAUACAAUUAAGAUUACUGACAGUGCAAGAAAACAAAAAAAAAUUCAAAAGCGAACACAUACAUACAGAUGAGAGAUAUAAUUGCUGGUCAGUCUUAGUGAAAACAGUAUUGAAAUAUCCAACUGUUACAGUUAUUGCUGUGAGCUACUGACAACGAAACCAAGCGUUUUGUACUGAAAGCAGCACAGGCAAGAACAGCCAAAUUGUUUGCCUAAUUAUUCAAGAGCCACAACUCAACAUGAACUGUGAAAGUGGUUUAACACUGUAUACUAAACAAUCUUGAGUUAGAUACUUCUGUUUUCUUUUUAUUUUCUUGUUAAUUUAUAGUCUGGUUUUAAAAAAAAUCAGAUUUCAGGUGUUUUACUUUACAGUAUGUAACUGCCUGAUGUGAUGGAGAAACCUUAAAGGGAUUGUGUCUAUGGUUUGAUUCACUUAGAAUUUUUAUUUUCUUAUAACUUAAGUGCAAUAAAAUGUGCUUU
Molecule: messenger RNA, 3904 nt
Organism: Callorhinchus milii (elephant shark)
Lineage: Eukaryota; Metazoa; Chordata; Chondrichthyes; Chimaeriformes; Callorhinchidae
Gene: fbxw7
Product: F-box and WD repeat domain containing 7
Exons: 12
Coding region: 282-2378 (698 amino acids)
Biological process (GO): proteasome-mediated ubiquitin-dependent protein catabolic process; ubiquitin recycling
Cellular component (GO): nucleus; cytoplasm
Molecular function (GO): ubiquitin binding
Source: RefSeq, a predicted model, not a curated record